UAGUGCUCCUUGUUUAAUUUAUCGAAAUUAUUACCUUGAAGUUAUCAUAAUAAUGAAUUUAAAGCGCGAAAUUAAGUAUCUCCUACCUCGUUUUUUCUCAGCAGCUCAACAAAACGGUGCUCAACAGCGUAUUCUGCAGCUUUUAUCUGGUAGAUUUCCUGAAGCUAAUGUCAAUGUCGUUGAUGUAUCUGGGGGCUGUGGAGCGAUGUUCGAAGUUUUUGUGGAAGCCAAAGAAUUUGAGGGCUUAUCAACAUUAAAACAACAUAAACUUAUAACGCAAACGCUGAAGGAGCAAAUAAAAGACAUGCACGGGGUUCGCAUACAUACAUCUAUCCCAAAGCCUAAAUAGUUCAAUAUGCAAAUUAUCUAAUCACCCCUUGAAGGAAAUUGAUUAGAAGAUUAUUCAUCCCUAGUGGAAUUACAAUCGUGGGUUUGUAUCAUGAUAUCGACAGCGCGUCCCGAAUUCGUUGUGAAUUUUAAGUCAUAUUAAUUAUGAUAUUAACUCCACCAUGCACAUAAGUAUAAAACAUAAUUAUAAAAAUACAUUUAUUUGGACAAGUCCAUGCUUUUAGAAAAA
Molecule: messenger RNA, 577 nt
Organism: Rhagoletis pomonella (apple maggot)
Lineage: Eukaryota; Metazoa; Arthropoda; Insecta; Diptera; Tephritidae
Product: bolA-like protein 3
Exons: 2
Coding region: 53-349 (98 amino acids)
Source: RefSeq, a predicted model, not a curated record